GGGCCGCGUGGACUUAGAGAUUCAACGAUAGUAAACAGGUAGUUCUCUCACCAAGAAGACCUCUUAUCACCAAACAAGUAUCACUGCACCGUACUGAGGGCCAAGAUGUGGAUACAAGUGCGGACAAUGGACGGGCGCAAAAAUGUCCGUAUCGACGACCUGAGCAAACUCACCAAGAUAGAGGAGCUGAGAGAGAUGUUGGUAGAGCCCUUCGAAGCCGAGGUGGAGAAACAGCGACUCUUCUACAGGGGAAAACAAUUGGAGGAUGGUCACACACUGUUUGACUAUGAUGUUGGACUGAAUGAGAUUGUGCAGCUUCUGAUAAGGAAUAUACCAGUCGAGAGUAAGGUGACAGCCAGCGACCAAUCAGAUGAGAGCAAGGCUGAAAACGAAGUGGGAGCUGGCGGAGAUGAUAUGGACACUACUGAAGCUACUAGCAAUGGUAAAGCUACCAAUGGUGGAACAAACGGUAAAGCAAAUGGUAAAGCUGAUUCCACCAAUGGGGAUGCAAAUGGUGAGGCCAAUGGACAUGCUCCUGAGGGCAAUGGUGAGGCAGGCACUGCUGGACAGUACAAGGUUGGAGAUAAAGUUGAUGCAAAGGAUCGGCGAAUGGGAGCAUGGUUUGAGGCCCUGGUUGUCAAGGUAACGACAGAUCCCGCCCCCUCCUCCAGUAGUGAAGAGCCUGAUAGCGAGACUACAACACAAUAUCAUGUCAAGUUUGAUGACUACAGUGAUGAUGAUCCUACUGUGGUGACCAGGGAGGACGUAAGGACAAGGGCCAGAUACAGACUACAGUGGGAACAGGUGUCAGUGGGCACUGUUGCCAUGGUGAACUACAACCCGGAUGCCCCCAAGGAGAGGGGUUUUUGGUACGAUGCUGAAAUUACACGAAAAGUUGAUAAAAAGAAAGAAAUAUAUUGCAAACUAAUACUAGGGAGCAAUGCUGACGCUUCUGAGGAGGUGAAACUACAUUUUACAGAUGAGCUGUUUCGUAUUGAUGGUUGUGAGGGGGCGGAGACUAACGGUGAUGAGGGGGAGUCCCGUACCAAGAAGCCAGACUGUAACGUUUGUAAGGACAAUCCUCGACGGAAGUGCAAGUCAUGUGCAUGCAGUGUAUGCGGUGGUAAGAACGAUCCUGACAAGCAGAUCCUCUGUGAUGAGUGUGAUCAGGCCUACCAUCUCUGGUGCCUCAGUACACCACUCCAGACUGUGCCCGAGGAGGAUGAAUGGUAUUGUCCUGAUUGUAAGACAGACAAGUCUGAAGUGAUUGGUGCAGGGGAGAAGAUGAAAAUGAGUAAGAAGAAGGCAAACAUGGUCUCCAACAAGAGAGAGAGUAGCAGAGACUGGGGAAAGGGCAUGGCAUGUGUGGGUCGCACCAAGGUAUGUACUAUUGUACCCUCCAACCAUUUCGGACCCAUCCCUGGAGUACCAAUUGGAUCCAUGUGGAAGUUCAGAGUUCAGGUGAGUGAGAGUGGUGUCCACCGUCCACACGUUGCUGGUAUCCAUGGUCGCGAGGAUGACGGCGCCUACUCCAUCGUGUUGUCAGGUGGAUACGAUGAUGACCAGGAUAACGGUGAGGAGUUCACGUACUCUGGGAGUGGAGGUCGUGACCUCUCGGGCAACAAGAGAACGGCCAAACAGUCGAUGGACCAGAAGCUCACAGCCAUGAACAGGGCGCUUGCUCGUACGUGUGACUGCCCCCUCAAUGACAAGACAGGUGGUAGUGCUCGGAAGUGGACAAACAGCAAACCAGUGAGAGUGGUGCGGAACUACAAGGGACGGAAGAGUUCAGAGUACGCCCCCGAGGAGGGGAACAGGUACGAUGGGAUCUACAAGGUGGUCAAGUACUGGCCAGAGAAGAACAAGAAUGGAUUCAUUGUCUGGAAGUACCUAUUCAGGAGAGAUGAUGAGUCUCAUGCUCCCUGGACUCGUGAGGGCAAGAAGGCCAUUAAGAAGUUAGGCCUCACCAUGGAGUAUCCUGAUGGCUACCUCGAGGCUCAGGCUGCCAAGAAACAGAGCAAAGAAGCGGAGGCUGAUGAUGGGGCGGGGUCAGAGGAGGAGGCAGACAACAAGGGGAAGAGGGGACGGAAGAGAAAGGCUCCUGACUCCAAGGCUCCUGGUUCCCCUGCCAAGAAGAGUAAGCAACCUCGGUACGAGCUGAGCAAAGGUCAGAGGUCACUCAUCAAGGCUGACACAGUCAACAGCAAAGUGUGGGAGGAGCUACUAGCCUCGUCCAAAGAUGAGGGCUCAGCUGGUCUGCUGAGUCGUAUCCAGGAGACAUUCAACUGCAUCGUGUGUCAGGAGGUGGUCUACCAGCCCGUCACUACCACCUGCAGUCACAACAUCUGUAAGACGUGUCUGAGUCGUUCCUUCAAGGUGGACGUGUACAGCUGCCCCAACUGUCGUCAUGACCUGGGCAAGGACUAUGCCAUGACAGUCAACAAGUCCCUACAGGCAGUACUAUUGGACCUGUUCCCUGGAUACAAUGGAGGGAGAUGACACUACACACACUAACUGGGACCACUGAACAGUGUUAUUCUAUAGAACUGCAAUUUAAUGUGCACACUUCCUUAUCAUGACUUUGUAUAGUGUGUGCUUUCAGUAUGAAUCCAAUCAGAUUCUCAAGAAUGCAAUUAAUUAAUUUUGA
Messenger RNA from Halichondria panicea, 2647 nucleotides. RefSeq names its product E3 ubiquitin-protein ligase UHRF1-like. NCBI's taxonomy places the organism in Eukaryota, Metazoa, Porifera, Demospongiae, Suberitida, Halichondriidae. Gene Ontology annotation, molecular function: protein binding; ubiquitin protein ligase activity; metal ion binding. Bases 106 to 2499 code for a protein of 797 amino acids. The transcript is spliced from 15 exons. The record is from RefSeq and is a predicted model, not a curated record. Gene Ontology annotation, biological process: protein ubiquitination; negative regulation of gene expression via chromosomal CpG island methylation.